AUGAAGUUGCCACUUCAUCCAGCCAGCCUCGUGCUCUCGCUUUUUUGCCAGAAGGCAUUGGCGCCUAUUGUUCCAAAAUCUGCUCUCACUGCUACCGCUGCUUUCUUGGAGAGCACAGAGCAGGCGCCAAGCCUGGCUGAUCUUAUCAACCGUCUUCCUCAAGCUUCUGCUCCUCCUGGUCCCUCGGCCAACCCGAGCAAUCUCAUUCCGCCUUUGGACCGCGAGCUGCACCAACUUUCUGUCCCUCAUCAGGCAUGGUAUGCUCAAGCCUCUUCUUCAACCCAUCCUGUUCAAGACAUUCUUCGUGGUGAAGCUGGUCCUUUGUCAAGUCCUUUCAAUCCCCUUCCGUCUUCCAAUCACGAGCUACGUCGACUCCCUCUCCCUCACCAGCCGGGCUACCUUCAUGCCUCCUCCUCACUCGAUUACGCACCAGAGACGUCCAUGUUUGUGCCAGUGCGCAAUCCUCCCGUACAGUUUCCCGUUGGUCAUGGCGCCUUCCAGCAAUGGCGACACUACCACCCCUCGAUUCAGCAAGGUCUCUGGCCUCACGACACUCGUAGUCGGUGGUCCGCACAACUCUGGUCCGGUUCUCCGCCUUUCAACUUUGCACCUGUGCAGCACCCGCCGCCUCCUAUUACUCGCCCUUUGGACCUACCUCCUCAUCAGAACCAGCCCUCAGAACAAUCAACUCCCUCGCUCAGCCGCUCGAAUCGCCCGAGCAUGGAAGAAGCAAGCAGCAAAGCCUCCUUACCUGGCUCUUCGUCUACAGGCACUGUCAAGCUACCUCAGCCAAAGCAAGAUUCCAAGAGGCUUUCCCAAGCUGCUUCCACGUCGCGCACCAUCCAACCAGCAGCUCUCGCCUUGCAAGACAUCGAUCCACUGGCAGCAUCCGGUAAGCAUGUUUCCUUCGUCUACCAAGAGGAUCCCUUGACCGCGGCAAUGGUCGCGCAAAUGAAGCAAGACCUCGGUUUUGCCGAGCCAAGUAAAGCCAGAGGUGCGCGAAAUCUGGGCGUUGCUAGCCUUCAAGACUUUAUUCAGAGCAUGAACUACUUUCUCAAAGGAGAUCGUUUGUUCAAAGAACUCGUCUUCUUCGAACGACGUUUCCUCGUCACCGUCGGUGGCAACAUCGGAAGGCUCUCGCGAACUCUAAAAAGCCAAGGCCUUUACGUCUUCGAACUGAAGACCGACGGCGAGCAAGUCUUUAUGAUUUGCCGUGGCUCGUAUACAUUCGAUCCCAAAUACUGGAAGUUCGUCGAGACUGCAACUAGCUUUGCUACCAAAAGGGCCUUCAUCUUCCACACCGUCGCAAGCACACCAACAGAAACUGGCAUCAUUACCAUCCAGUCUACCGAUGCCAGGAAUUUUGCUGAACGUCGCGACCCGAUGCACUGGUUGACACCACAUGACCACCAACAGGAGAGCAGUUCUCCUUCGACAGUCUCUUUUUCCAACAUUAUCUAUGAUCCCGAUCCUAAUCUCCUGCCGAACCUCAAGUUCUUCUUUGAAAAUGCUAUGGGAGGCCGCACGAGAAACGCUUGGAGGCCGCAAGUGGUCAUUCCUGAGGAGAGGCAGACGUUCACCGCCGAAAUGAGGCGCUCCUUGAGGUUGCGCUCCAUACUCCGUGCUUUCCAACUCCAGGGAAAGACGUAUUGCAUCACAUUCCAUCGAACGAUUGGCAUCGUUGAACCCGUGUCGAAGCCCUUUGUCGUCGUGUGGGAGCGGGAACAACGGGAAGACAGGGCAGUGUUGAAGGCCGUGGCGAUCUUGCCCAUGAGCAAACACACUUACGAUAACCUUGUCAGGCAGGCCGUGCUUAAGGGACAUCACAUCGAGUUAGGCGCUGGAUCUAGUUCCAUCAUUCACAGCAGAAAUGCACAUGUGGUCGACGUUGAUGAUUGA
This is a messenger RNA of Ustilago hordei, 1899 nucleotides long. RefSeq lists its product as uncharacterized. The record is from RefSeq and is a predicted model, not a curated record. The transcript has a single exon. The coding region runs from base 1 to 1899 and encodes 632 amino acids. NCBI's taxonomy places the organism in Eukaryota, Fungi, Basidiomycota, Ustilaginomycetes, Ustilaginales, Ustilaginaceae.